Maniola jurtina (meadow brown) is the source of this 1604-nucleotide messenger RNA. Its product is annotated as zinc finger protein 271-like. The coding region runs from base 294 to 1541 and encodes 415 amino acids. NCBI's taxonomy places the organism in Eukaryota, Metazoa, Arthropoda, Insecta, Lepidoptera, Nymphalidae. The record is from RefSeq and is a predicted model, not a curated record. The transcript is spliced from 3 exons.
AUUGGUCUUUGAACAAGCCCUAAGAAUAAAAGAUCGAAUCCAAGUAAUAAGUAACAUAACCUUUGCAUGCUUUGCAAAUGCAAUACCUAUAAUAUGUAGUAGUUAGGUACAAAAAAGGAUAUAAAGCGAAUCAAGUUUAACAUAAGUGAUCUAAGGUUCGACCGACGACCAGUGUCUCUUUACUGAAUUGUUAUUUAGCAAUGAUUGAUGCCAGUAAUUUCGUAGUUCGUAUGCACUACCACAAGCCAGUGUGACUAGUGCCUAGUGCAAUAAGUUGAUAAAAACAUUUCAAGAUGGAGCAACAAGCCACUGCAUCUAUGUGUGACACAGGCUUUCUCAUAGAACUUAAGGAGGAAAUGUUAGAUGACCCAGAGUGGCCCGAGGUCUCUCUUGUCUAUGACAAGAACUUUAUUGUACCCAAAGACGAAUUAUCCAACACACAUCAGCACUUAGUCACUGCAGAUUCCGACCAACCAAUGAUCAACAUAGUAAAACCAAUUAAAACAGAAAGGAUAUUAAGUAAAGAUAUCACUGAGUUGCAAAAAUUAUUUAAGUCAUCUGAAGAUACAAAAACGACAUUUUGUAACACGGAUGCCUUAACAUUAUGUUAUAUGAGGACACAUGUUAAAUGGGAACCUUCUCAAGCUGAGGAAAGUUUGGACAACCACCGACCAGUCGAUGACAAAAAAACCGAACACGAGUCACAAGAAUUUGAAGAUUUGCUUCUUGAAAAAAGAUUUGAAUGCUGCCAUUGUGAAUACACUACUAACUAUAAAGUUCAUUUGAUAAAACAUUUACGUACAAAACACAGCAGUACAAAGCCAAAAAAAACUCCAUUACUGUUGCACAUGAGGACUCACACUGGUGAACAAUCUUAUUCCUGUAAAUAUUGUGAUUAUAAAUGUUCAAAUUCAGGUCGCCUAAAAUUACACAUGAUGACUCACACUGGAGAGAAACCCUACCAUUGUAAGCAUUGUGACUAUAAAUGUCUUAGAAGUGGUGGCCUAACAGUUCACAUGAGGAUUCACACUGGAGAAAAACCUUACCAUUGUGAGGUUUGUGAUUAUAAAUGUGUUCAUAAAGGUAAUCUAAAAAAGCACAUGAGGAUUCACACUGGAGAGAAACGUUACCACUGUGAGCAUUGUGACCAUAAAUUUCGUACAAAAGGUAAACUAAAAAUACACACGAGGAUUCACACUGCAAAGAAACCAUGUCGUUGUCAAUAUUGUGACUAUCAAGUGACACAAUCAAGUAAACGAAAAGACAAGGGAACUUAUACUGCCAGUAUGACUUAUUUCCGUAAAUACUGUGGCUUUGAAUGCUCACAACCAUGUACACUAAAAUACCACAUGAUGCGUCACACUAGUGAGAAAAGCUAUCAUUGUAAGCUAUGCGAUUUUAGCUGCUUAUCUCAAAGUGGCCUACAACUUCACAUGAGCACUCACCCUUAUAUCUGCGCGUAUUGUGAUGGACACAGAACUGCGCCAGCGCAGCUUCCGCGUGGUAGGUGUAUGCCAGCUGGAACUGUUUACGCUGGCUAAGGAUGUUGAACUAAAAUAUAUACGUACAGUAAUAAUAAUAAUAAUAAUAAAUUUACUUAUUUA